Molecule: messenger RNA, 1154 nt
Organism: Glycine soja
Lineage: Eukaryota; Viridiplantae; Streptophyta; Magnoliopsida; Fabales; Fabaceae
Product: inactive protein RESTRICTED TEV MOVEMENT 2-like
Exons: 2
Coding region: 73-945 (290 amino acids)
Source: RefSeq, a predicted model, not a curated record
GCUUUCAUUCUCCAACAACCGAGACAACAAGAGAAGCCAAAAGUAAAAGAUCAACAACAACUAAUAGUAACAAUGGCACAGGCACAAUCAGCGGCUAAUUUUGAUUACCAAGAUUUUGAUCCCUUUUUCGAAUGGUCUGAAGACGAAGGAAGUGCCACGCUCAUUGUAAUGCUGCCAGGAUUCACAAAGGAACAAUUAAGGGUUCAAGUGACUUCAACUCCUGUGCUAAGGAUCAAUGGUGAACGACAGAUCGUUGAGAACAAGCGGCGUCGUUUUUCUAGAGAAUUCUCCAUUCCCCCAUAUUGUGACACCAAUGAUGUGAGUGCUAAGUUUGAGGGUGGCGUCCUAAGCAUCAAGUUUCCAAAGCUCAUCACCCCUGCUGCUAGGUCUCAGCCACAGCCACAGGAAGCUCCAACAAUGACUCAGAAAGAGAAAGAACCAUCACAACAACAAGAUCAGGUUCAUAAGCAAGAGUCACUACAGAAAGAGAAAGAACCAAUAACUAGUGAUGAGAAAGAAGAGAACAAAACAGAAGAGUCGUCACCACAGAAAGAGAAUGAGCCAAUUAGUGAUGAUGACAAAGAAAAGGAUAACAAAACAGAAGAAGUAGUUGCUGAAAAGAAGGUGAGGACUAAUGGGGUGCCAGAGACAGCAAAAGAAUUAGGAACAACAACAACAACCUCAUCAAAACCAAAGAUAACCCAGAGACUGAAAACAAGGGUUUUAGAUUUCACUGUGAGUUUGAGAUCAGUAGAAGACCGGGAUAUUGUUAAGCAAGGGUUUGGAGGUAACAAGUGUGCAAAGCUAAUUAAGAGGCCAAAGAUAUGGAUGAACAUUUUUGUGGUCAUCUUAUUGGUUAUGGUGCUGGGGUUGUAUGUCAAAAAUGCUGCAUUCAUGUUAUCUCAUAAGGGAGGAUCAGAACUUCAGGAAUUCAAGGAAUUUUAAUUCCCAUAUAUGCGUAAUAUUCAUGCAUGUCAACGCAUGACUGAAUUCAAUAAAGGAGUAAAACAGCUGGUCUGAUCAUUGAACAAUUGGAUUCAAAAUAAUAGACCAGUUUUCCCUAUGUAAUUCUUUCUUUCUUUUUGAGAAAAUUUGAAAAGAAAAAAAAACACAAUGAUUUAUUUGAAUAAAGAUUGUUUAAAUUCUUCAUCAGA